AUGGUCGCUCGUCUUCAGUCCGCUGUACCCUCUAUCGUUGCAGCAUUGCUGGCCUCGCCCGUACUGGCCUUCAACAACGCUGCGAACACCAACCUCGCCGUUUACUGGGGCCAGAACUCAUAUGGCGCCACACAUACAUCUGAUACAGCCAACUGGCAGAAAAGUAUCGGUUUCUACUGCGAGGACGACAGUAUCGACGCACUUCCCAUCGCCUUCCUCAACGUUGCCUUCGAUACAGGAGGUUUGCCCAGCAUCGACCUCGCGAAUACGUGCAAUACGAACGAUAACGCCGUCUUUCCCGGGACCUCGCUCCCCGAUUGCUCCUUCCUGGCCUCCGACAUUCAGUCUUGCCAAUCCAAGGGCAAGAUCGUAACAAUGAGCAUCGGAGGGGCGACUGGAGCCGUCAGCUUUACCAGUGAUUCUCAGGCAGAGAGCUUCGCAGACACUAUCUGGAACCUCUUCUUGGGCGGCUCGAGCAGCACAAGACCAUUCGGUGCGGCUGUCCUAGACGGUGUUGACCUUGAUCUCGAGGGCGGCUCGCAGACGGGCUGGCCGGCGUUCGUUACGAGAAUCCGGUCUCAUGCUUCUGGCGCAUCGAAGCCAUACUACAUCACGGCCGCCCCUCAGUGCCCCUACCCGGACGCAUAUAUUGGCGCUGUAUUAAAUGCAGUUUCGUUUGAUUCUGUCUAUGUUCAAUUCUAUAACAAUUACUGUGGCCUCACGAACUUCGACAACGCUAACGACUGGAACUUCGGGACGUGGGAUAACUGGGCGAAGACCGUGUCGCCCAACCCAAACGUCAAGAUCUACAUCGGUGGGCCAGCGUCCACGAGUGCUGCGGGUUCGGGCUACGUCUCGGCCUCAACGUUUGCAACCAUCAUACAGCAGACGCGCGCUCAAUACUCCUCAUUUGGAGGAGUGAUGCUCUGGGACGCAUCACAGGCAUAUGCUAACGGCAGGUUUGACCAGGCGAUCAAGUCUGCCCUCACAAAUGGCGCUCCCGCGGCCCCAAGCUCCGUCCCCACCACGGCUAAGACUACGACCACUGCGAAGGCGACUACCACCGCGAAGGCCACCUCAACCGUGGCGACCACUAGUGCAAAGCCUACCACCUCCGCGGGGACAAGCAGCUGUGGCGUUGUGGCGCCUUGGCAGGCCAACAUCGCAUACGAGGGUGGGGAUCAAGUCACAUACAAUGGUCACUUAUGGACAGCCAAAUGGUGGUCGGAGAGCGAUACGCCUGGUGGCUCUGCGGGCGACUGGACCGAUGAUGGACCUUGCGCUGCAGUGCACGUCCUUAAGACGAACUACCGUACCGCACAAGCGCACGCCCAUAUCCCAGCAACGGGCUAUCGCGGACCCGCUGCCACUUCUACCGCGGCGGCGGCGCCGAAGUUCAGGAUCAAGCGCGAUGAGUAG
Molecule: messenger RNA, 1419 nt
Organism: Peniophora sp. CBMAI 1063
Lineage: Eukaryota; Fungi; Basidiomycota; Agaricomycetes; Russulales; Peniophoraceae
Source: the annotation of a GenBank genome assembly